Molecule: messenger RNA, 823 nt
Organism: Salvia hispanica
Lineage: Eukaryota; Viridiplantae; Streptophyta; Magnoliopsida; Lamiales; Lamiaceae
Molecular function (GO): protein binding
Source: RefSeq, a predicted model, not a curated record
ACAAAUCUACUAAUAAACAACUUUUAAAUGAUUGUAAUUUUAUUUUUCUAGUAGUAAAUAAAUCAUGACAAAAGGAAAUGGGUGGGUCCAGUCUCUUUGAAAUCAGUAGUCAUGAAAGAUAGGCUGCGAAGAAACGAGUUGGUCGUCUAGAGUUGACAACUUCCAAAUCCACUGAGUUUAAAAAACUGACAAAAACUCAGCAAAAAAAGAAUAAUUCACAAAAACAGAAAGUAGAGAAAAUGGUGACCGAUGUGAUUCUACAGGUUGCGAUAUUUGUGAUCUUGGCGCUGACGUUCCUCUUCUACCAAAACAUCCCGCAAAAGCUUCUGGCCAAGCUCCGCCUCUUCCGCCGCCGUUCCCAGCUCCAGGCCAAGCGCCACUUCGUCGUCGCCGCCCGGCUCCUCUCCGCCGCCGACGCCCGCCGCGCCGAGGCCGAGGCCGACCGAGCCAUCGCCCUCGACCCCACCGACGCCGCAUCCCACAUCCUCAAGGCGCUGGCCCUCGAGAAGCAAGGCUUCCGGACCUCCGCCCUGGCCUCGCUCGACACCGCGCUGUCGCCGCUCGCCGUGAAGACGCUCACCGACGCCGAGAGGAAGGAUGCGCUGCUCAAGCGGGCGGCGCUGGCCGACGGAAUUCGGGGAUAACCGCCAAGGGUUACUUGGCUGCGGCGGCCGGAGUUUUUAUUAUUAAAGCCUUAAUUUUUUCAUCUUUACUAAUUAACUUAAGUUUGUUGAUAUUCUACAUUUCAACUCUACCUCUGUCCGUCAUUAAUCGUUACAAUUGUCAUUUUCAUCCUGUAAUAAAUACUCCAUCUGUCCGCGAA